AUGACCAAAAGACUACCUCUAAGCUGUGAAAACUGCCGACGUAGAAAGAUACGCUGUUUAGGAUCGGGCGUGCCAUGUGAUACCUGUCGAAAGCGUGGAGUGGCGUCGUCAUGCCAGUUCAAGCGCGAUGUUGAACAGAAUCCCCAACCAGAGCGUCAUGAAACAAAUCAGGAUAUUCUUCUACAGCGGAUCUCGGAUUUGGAAAGGCUAUUGAUUCAAAAUAUUGAAUUGACGUCGACCUCUAACGCUCAUAAUCACGCGCUCCGCUCGCCCGUGUCCCAUGAUGAUCUCCCUCAAUCCCAGGACGAUACCUCUGAGAUCCCCGUCUCGAAAUACACAUAUGAUCACUAUUCAUUCCGAAGGAACAUCGAAUCUCAACGUGGUGAAGUCGGCAGUAUCAUCACAUCCUCGUCGGGUCAUGUGCGAUACGUUCCUUAUAGUACCUCUCGCGACCCUGAUGUUUUCCAUUCACUGCAGAACCGCUCACAAGUGGAAUCACCGUCUGGCGUUUGUUUAUUCACCGACAUACUUCCCAGCACACAGUCACUAUUAGACAUAUUACCCCCGUUUCGGCAUUGUGACGACCUCCUCGUCGUCUUUUUCGAUGUGUUCUCCCCACUCUUUCACAUCUUACACGACAGGACCUUCCAGUUGAAUUACGUCAAAUUCAAACAAGACCCUCGAAAUGCUCCCACACCAUUUAUUGGUUUAAUAUUUGUCGCCCUGGGGCUGGCUGUCACUGCCAUUGAUAAAGAAAGUCCUAUCCUAGCAGACUUGGGUCGAGAGGCUUCUACGGCGGAAAGCGUGAGGUCAUUGGCAGCAAAAUACCGACAGGCAGCGAUGAAAUGCCUGGCCGCCGAUAACUUCAUGUGGCAGCAUAAUUUGCACACUCUGCAAUGUCUCAUUCUGCUGAUAUAUGCCAUCAAUCAUGCUCAGGGUCCAGCCUGGGCUCUCCUUGGAACGACACUUAAUAUUGCCAUUGCUAUUGGGUGCCACGUUGAUCCCGCGCUUCUUGACCUGCAUCCCAUUGAGGUUCAAGAGAGGCGAAGAGCCUGGGCAGGGUUAAUGAUGCUUUACACUAUUCAAAACACCUGUCUUGGUAAUUUGGCCCCGUUUCAAGUGGAGAACAAUGUCCAGCUGCCGGCAGACGUGGAAGAUGACGAGAUUGUCUCAGACUCGCUCCAUGAAGCCUCGCAUGGAAAUGAACCGACUUCGGGGCGCAAGAAUCCGACAAAAAUGUCAUACAUCUUGUACAAAUUCCGUCUCUACUCUCUAGCAUCUGAGAUAUGCGCUCUAAGCACGAUAGGGUCUACACCCUGCACGAGCAAGAUACACGCGUUGGAUGACCAGCUCCAGACUGAAAUGAAUGCGCAGGUAGAGCGCUUCCGCGAGCAAUUUGAUCUGCCAACAUAUCAUCAGGCACAUUCAUUUAUUUUGAAUAAUUACACCAAUCAUUUGGUUCUUCUCUUACAUCGAAUUCGUCUCUUCAGACCAGAGGGUAUUGAAGACGGAGGUCUCAUUACAAGCUACGAAAAAUGCGAGCAGGCUGCUGUCGCCAUCCUUUCAAAUUACGAAAUCCUCAAUUCGCGUCAUGAAUUCAAACCAUAUAGCUGGUAUAUCCAUGGCCUUGGGUCAUUCCACGCCUUUCUAGCAAUAUCAACCAUACUGGUUCUACUGGCGAAGCCUCGAGCCCCGCAAAGUCCCAAACAUCUCAUAUCCCAAGCCGUGCAAAGUUGUCUCCAGCGAUUCCACAACAAUGCCCCAUACAGCGAGAUAUGUACUCGAGCUUGUUCGAUAUUGGACCCACUGAUACCAGGAGAGCUUCUUCAGCCCACUCCAUUCAUCGCAUACUCGGAUGGUGUAUAUGACUCGAGGGAUACAAAUGGAGUCGGAUCGAGCAAUGAUUCUAUGACAAUAACUACGAAUGGUGCAUCUGACAACUUUGACUCGAGCUUCUGGACAUUACCGGAAAGCUUCGAGGAGAUUGUGUCCAAGAUUCCAUGCGAACAAUGGCUUUCUCCGGCGGGAUUUCCGUGGACAGAUCGAUGCUCUUCGGAUGUAACAUACUAG
Penicillium waksmanii is the source of this 2070-nucleotide messenger RNA. RefSeq names its product Zn(II)2Cys6 transcription factor. The coding region runs from base 1 to 2070 and encodes 689 amino acids. NCBI's taxonomy places the organism in Eukaryota, Fungi, Ascomycota, Eurotiomycetes, Eurotiales, Aspergillaceae. Gene Ontology annotation, biological process: regulation of DNA-templated transcription; DNA-templated transcription. The transcript has a single exon. Gene Ontology annotation, cellular component: nucleus. The record is from RefSeq and is a predicted model, not a curated record. Gene Ontology annotation, molecular function: zinc ion binding; DNA binding; DNA-binding transcription factor activity, RNA polymerase II-specific.